Molecule: messenger RNA, 3620 nt
Organism: Spodoptera exigua (beet armyworm)
Lineage: Eukaryota; Metazoa; Arthropoda; Insecta; Lepidoptera; Noctuidae
Source: the annotation of a GenBank genome assembly
GAUAGAUGGCGAGAUUUUAAUUUGUAGCUGGUAACCUUGUCCUAAUUUGUCAACCUUACAUUUUAGUAAAGACAUUUUAAAAAAUCCAUAAAAUUCCUAUAGUUUAAUUAUUGUUUUUAUGGAAAUUUCUUGUAUUAUCGUAUGACUUCACGUUUCCUUAUAUAUUCAUAACAAUGUCUCAUUUGUGUGAUUGUAUAUCUGAAAGAAAUUUUGACGUAAACAGGCCAUCAGGUGCACAACUUUCCACGUCGCAACCUUUUCGUUCUAAAAGUUCUUUAAAUAACAGGAUUCAAGAACAUCAGAGCCACUGCCCCAGCAGAAAAACUCAAAAAACAAGACAUAAACAGUUACAAGAUGAGGCUGGAGCGUCUUCGUUAACAUUCACUAAUUCGUCACUUAGCGAUAUAUCGACACAGUGCCAAAACAUAAACAUAAGCAGUGAAAAUGAUGAAGUAGACCAGGCAGUUUUAUCAAAAAAGAAGAAUUCAAAGAAAAAAGAGAAGAGAAAGAAAUUGAAAAUUGAGGCAAGAAAAGGUGAGACAAUGGAUAUCCCACAAACAUCAGAUUUUCAGGCAGAGACCUCUGGACAAAGCGAUGUUGCUUCAUUGAAGGACUUCUUUGCUCAUCAAAUAAGUCCUUUGUAUGCAUCUACUAACUCAAGGUAUCUAGAAAAUCUUCGCCAUCAUCCACAAUUCCAGCUAUCUCAAACCAUGCAGGCAGCAAAUGAAUAUUUAACACUUCAUACUGGAAGCUUGCCAAAUACUCCAGUUUUUCAAACAAUUGUGAACCCAACAUCCAUGAGUAUACCAAAUUCACCAAAACCUGUGGUUGAAACAAUGACUCGAAAAUGUUAUCAGAAUUUUUUACAACAUCCAUUACUCAGUAAAACUUUUAAUGUGAGAAAUAAUGGUGAACAUUUCUCAAUGAUGGUACCAGGAGAAAUGGCAGGUACUUCUAAUGCUCAAAAUAAAAAACAAAAUAAGAAAAAGGAUGGUGGUGAUAAUAAAUUUGAACCAUACAUAUCUGCUGAGAAAAUGGAAGCUGGAUUAAAAGAAAAUAUAUUGAUUGAAGGAGUACUUAGGAUAAACCCAAAACAAUUCCAACAUGCAUAUGUUUCUAGUAGUGACAGAAGUGAACAAGAUAUUCUCAUUGAUGGGAUAAAGAACCGUAACCGUGCCUUGGAAGGUGAUGUUGUUGUUAUAGAGUUUAUAGAGAGUGAAAAUGGUGACAAUGCUGAAGAAAGUAAUAAUAAACAAAAGAAGGGGAAAGUGGUAUACAUCAAAGAAAUAGUUCAUAAUAGAAAUUGUAUUGGAACUUUAAAACUAAUGCCAGACAAAAAUAGGCAGAAAGCACUGUUUAUUCCUCGUGAUCUCAGGAUUCCACGGCUUAAUAUACCAUUUACAAGUUGGCCAGAUAAUUUUUAUGCAGACUAUAAGACAUAUGAAAAUAGCUUGUUUUUAGCGAAAAUAGUUGAAUGGACAGAUACUAGAUUUGCCAUUGGCAAAAUUGUUUGUAAUAUAGGACAAUCUGGAGACAUGGUUACAGAAACUAAAGCUAUAUUAGCUCAAACAGACUUAGAUGUAACUCCAUUUGGACCUGAAUAUAGACAUUUAUACCCUCGUUUAGAUUACGAAAUACCAGAUGAGGAAAUUGCUCGCCGAGAGGACUGCCGCAAGUUGUGUGUGUUUAGCAUUGAUCCAUUCAAUUGUCGAGACAUUGAUGAUGCUGUGUCUUGCAGACAACUUGAAAAUGGAAAUUAUGAGAUUGGAGUUCAUAUAGCUGAUGUUGCACAUUUUUUAACAGAAGAUACGCCAUUAGAUGAAAAAGUAGCAGAUAAAGCUACAACAAUUUAUUUAGUGGAAAGGGCUUACCACAUGUUGCCAGAUGAGCUUUGCAUGCUUUGCUCUUUAUUUCCUGGCGUUGAUAAAUUGGCGUUUUCUGUGUUUUGGGAAAUAACUGAAGAUGCAAAGGUACUUAGCCACAGAUUUUCUAAAACAGUAAUUAACUCCUGUUGCCAACUUGCUUAUGAGCAUGCUCAAUCGGUACUUGAUGACAAGGAAGACUCUAAAAAAAGUUUUCCUGAAACUUACAAUAACUUUGACUAUGAAGAAAUUUCUAAAGCAAUUAAAAUUAUUGCUAGUAUUGCACGGAAAAUUAGAAGGGGACGAUUUGACAAUGGUGCUUUAAGAAUAGACCAACCUAAAGUUUCUUUUCAUUUAGAUCCUGUCAGUGGUCUGCCUGACUCAUAUUGGAUAAAUGAAAGCAGAGAAAGCCAUCAACUUAUUGAAGAAUUUAUGUUACUCGCAAAUAUGACAGUUGCUGCCCGAAUAAAAGAGGAUCAUCCUUCACUGGCAUUUUUAAGAUGUCAUCCAAAACCUAGUAGUUAUAUGUUGACACAAUUAGCUAAGUCUUUACAGCUAAUGGGCAUUGAAUUAAACAUCAACUCUGCUGGAGAGCUACAUCGUUCAUUGUUAGAACAUACUGGCCCAGAUUGUACAGAUAAGGGAAAGGAGAUGGUUUUAAACAUGUUGUGUGCUAAGCCGAUGACAAGAGCUAAAUAUUUUUGUGCCCAUGGAUGCGAUGAUGACGACUUCCAUCAUUAUGCUUUAAAUGUUCCACUUUAUACUCAUUUUACUAGCCCAAUAAGAAGAUAUGCCGACAUUAUGGUACACAGGUUAUUGGCUGCAAGUUUAAAUUAUCGAGAAACCCCACAAUGGCAAGUUGACAAAGUCCGUAUGAUUGCUGCACAAUGCAAUAAACAAAAAUACAAUGCAAAAAAGGCUAGUGAAUUAUCUACAGAAAUGUACACACUUAAAUACAUAGAAAGAAAGUCUCCUGUAGUGACUGACGCAGCUGUUGUAGAAGUGAGGGAAAAAUACAUUGACGUCAUAAUUAUAGCAAUGGGAUUGAACAGAAGGAUAUUUUUUAACAAUGAUUUUCCUGGAAAAUACCAAUGCAUUAAAAAUGAUUGUGCCAGACUUUCAAAGAUGGAAAUAACAUGGAAUGCUGUUAAUGAUUUACCACAAGUCAAGCAAGUCAUACAAGUAUUUUCCAUUUUACAAGUGGAAUUAUACAGGGGCGACGACAUGAUAAAAGUUGAAACGAAACUCGUGAGGCCACUGCCAGAAGCAACAUCUUAACGACAAUAAUUCAUUGUCUACAAUGUAUUUUGACUAUUCCUUGUGAUAAUUUGUACCUAAAAGAAUGGAUUAAUAUUUUUAGAUUGAUACAAGAUAACGGUUUUGCGCAGAUUUUUAUUCCUAGCAUCAUAUUAUAUUAUUAUAAAAUAAAAUUCAUAACGAAAACUUAUGAAAUCUUGUAGGUAUCAAAUUUUAAAUAUAGGUUUCCUGUGUUUGUGAGGUAUUUUACUCAAUUUUUAUAAUGAAAUGUGUGAUUUCUUUUAUUUGCCAAUAGUUAUUUAUAUUUAAUGUGUGGUAUUUUCUUUAUUUACCAUUAGACAUUUUACUUAGUACAAGUAAAUAAUAAAAUAUUUUCUUAGUUUUAGGGCUAAAUGCUCAAUCAAUGCUUGACUUAUUACAAACUGCUGUAUUUUAAAUAAUGAAAUUGUACAUAAUGUAUUGUUAUAUUUUGCGUAAUUAAAAUAAUCUUGAGGAGAAAUA